This is a messenger RNA of Trichechus manatus latirostris (Florida manatee), 1099 nucleotides long. It is a transcript of the gene LIME1, whose product is annotated as Lck interacting transmembrane adaptor 1. Gene Ontology annotation, cellular component: B cell receptor complex. The transcript has 6 exons. Lineage: Eukaryota; Metazoa; Chordata; Mammalia; Sirenia; Trichechidae. Gene Ontology annotation, biological process: B cell receptor signaling pathway; T cell receptor signaling pathway. The record is from RefSeq and is a predicted model, not a curated record. Gene Ontology annotation, molecular function: protein kinase binding. Bases 72 to 887 code for a protein of 271 amino acids.
AGGCUGCUGGCUCCCUCCUGGAGGCUUGAAAGGAAACCGCCGUGCCCGGGCUCGGGCCGGUUGGUGUGGAGAUGGGGCCACAGCUGCCCUUGGCCCCUCCUGCCCUCUGGGUCCUCACUGGCUUUGCACUGCUUCUCGGGCUGUGGGCGCUGUGCGCAGCCUGCCACAGGAAGCAGGCACCAAGGCCGCGGGCGGGGCUGCAGGGUGCUGUGAUGCCAGUAGAUGUGUCGCUGUUGAGACGGACCCACCUCUGCGCCCUCAGCAAAUCAGACACCAGGCUGCAUGAGCUGCACCGGGGUGCACGAGGCAGCCAAGCCCCGCGGCCUGCCAGCAUGGACCUCCUGCACCCACACUGGCUGGAGGGGUACAGGGGCACCCCCAGGCCACCUGCAGCGCUCCCGACCUUUCCACACCAAGAACCGGCCCGGCCCCCGCCUGUUGUCACCACCUCAGCCUCCUCUGGCCCCAAGGCUACCUAUUCCACUGUGGGGCUGGCUGCGCUCCCCAGAGUCAGCCUGGCGGCCAGCCCUGAAAUGUGGUCAGGGGCCCGGUUGACCAGCCACUGGGCCAGGCCCGGGGCGGGACCCAUGGUGGCUGAGUAUGCCUGCAUCCAGAAGCUCAAGGCGACAGACAAGGGCCUCCCAGGGCAGGAGGGGAAGGCUGAGGUGACCCCAGCCACGCAGGUGGACAUCCUGUACGCCAAGGUCAACAAGCCUAAAAGGAGGGCUGCAGGGCCCAGCACAGAGCGGCCGGACUCGGAGGGUGCGGGAUCGUCGCUGGCCCGCCUGCAGAGGGGCCCGGGUGUGGACCACAACCCCCUGGAAAAUGUGUAUGAAAGCAUCCAGGAGAUGAGCCCCGAGCGCCGGAGCCCCCCAGCCGGCUGUUAGCAGGAAUGGACCACGCAGGGCACCAGCCCCCUCAGCCGCAGGGAGGGCUUGGGGACCUGCUGUGUGGACAGUAGAGGACCGUGUCUGAAUAAAUUCCCGUCUCUCAGAGAACGAAUGCCGCUUCUCAUAGCUGCGGUUCCCGAAAUCCCGGGGAGUCGGCGGAUUGCCUGGAAGAUGAAGGGGCUACCGCCUCUUGCUUGUUGCGAGCUCCC